GAAAGAGCCGCAGGGCUGGGGUUCAGAGUGGAGGAGGCCGCAGGGCUGGGGUUCAGAGUGGAGGAAGCCGCCCGGUCUGGACAGCGUGACCACGGGAAGGGGCGCCGCCCGCGGCCCGUGGAGCACUUUCCUGCCCUGGCACCCUAGGCCACAUCUGCUCGAAACCCUCCACGACCCUCCGAGUUACCUCCUCUCAUUGUUCCCGUUUCGCAGAUGAGGAAACUGAGGCUCAGAGAGGUCACAUGGCUUGCUCGAGGCCCCCCAGCCAGUGUGACCCUGCAUCCCUGUCCCCUGGGCCACUUGCAGGACGCUGGCCCCUCCCUCUCAGGAGACGCCGGCGAGAGAUGAGUAGCAGCAAAGAGCAGCGGUCAGCAGUGUUCGUGAUCCUCUUUGCCCUCAUCACCAUCCUCAUCCUCUACAGCUCCAACAGUGCCAAUGAGGUCUUCCAUUACGGCUCCCUUCGGGGCCGAGGGUACCGGCCCAACCUCAAGAAGUGGAGCCUCACCGAUGGCUUCGUCCCCAUCCUGGGGAACAAGACGCUACCCUCCCGGUGCCACCAGUGUGUGAUUGUCACCAGCUCCAGCCAUCUGCUGGGCACCAAACUGGGCCCUGAGAUUGAGCGGGCAGAGUGCACGAUCCGCAUGAACGACGCGCCCACCACGGGCUACUCGGCCGAUGUGGGCAACAAAACCACCUUCCGCGUGGUGGCCCACUCCAGUGUGUUCCGGGUGCUGCGGAGGCCCCAGGAGUUUGUCAACCGGACCCCCGAAACCGUGUUCAUCUUCUGGGGUCCCCCGAGCAAGAUGCAGAAGCCGCAGGGCAGCCUGUUGCGCGUCAUCCAGCGGGCAGGCCUGGCGUUCCCCAACAUGGAGGCCUACGCCGUCUCUCCCGCCCGCAUGCAACAGUUCGACGACCUCUUCCGGGGUGAGACGGGAAAGGACAGGGAAAAGUCCCAUUCGUGGUUGAGUACGGGCUGGUUUACCAUGGUGAUUGCGGUGGAGUUGUGUGACCACGUGCACGUCUAUGGCAUGGUCCCCCCUGACUACUGCAGCGGCCCCGUCUACAACGCAUGCCCUACCACUACUAUGAGCCCAAGGGGCCAGACGAGUGUGUCACCUACAUUCAGAACGAACACAGCCGCAAGGGCAACCACCACCGCUUCAUCACUGAGAAGAGAGUCUUCUCGUCGUGGGCCCAGCUGUACGGCAUCACCUUCUCCCACCCCUCCUGGACCUAGGUCAUCCUGCCUGAGAAACCUGAGGGACACAGAAGUGGCUCUGGGCUCAGCCACCCGAGCACAAGCCAGCUUCUCACCAAUGGAGGCUGGCAGAGUGUCUCCCAGCCAAUCAGGGGCUUGAUGAGGGUAUAUCCUCCAGCCAAUCAGAGUGCCUGGGGAUAUCUCUUGGCCAAUCAGGGAUUUGGGAUUCUAUGUGGUUCAUCAGGGGUGUCAGGUCUUUCUUGUCGAGUCAGGGUCUGAGCAUAGUCAAUCAGGGUACAGGGGUCUUUCUGAGUCAGUCUGAGGCUAAGGACCUGUCCUUUCCCAUGAGGCCUUGGUUCAGAGGCCCAGGAAUGGACCCCAAAUCACUCCCUACUCAGCUGGGACUAUGGGGUCCUUCGCAAGGAGCUGUGAAUAUGGUGUUGGGCCCCCAGUUCCUCCAUCACAGGGAGACAGUGUGGGCAGGUGCUGUCUGGAGGUGAGGCCAGAGAAUCGGGGGGGGUGUAGUGGAGCUGUGAGGAGGCCCAACAGGUAGGAGGCUGGGAUCCAGGUCUCGGCUGAGUGACUUUGGACCAAGCCCUCCCCAUUUCCGGGCACCCUUCUGCCCACAUCAGGUUCUACUGUGGUGUCUGAGACCCUCCCGCCUCCCCCACCCAGCACCCUGUUGACCCCAACAUGGGAACCCCAACCUCUGCCCCUUGCUGAGGGGCUCAGAGGCUCGGGGGACCUGGGGUGCACGUCUCCACCUCCUGGAGAACCUUAGGGUAUUUUUGUGCAAACUCCCCAGGGUUGGGGGACACCGAGAGGAAUAGGACAAACCUCAGCUUGUUUUCUUGGCCUCUCAGCCCAGCUGCCAUUAGCUUGGCUCUGAAAGGGCCAGGCCUCCUUUUUCUACCCUCCGGCAGAAGAGGUCCCCACCUGUUGGAGGAGACUUUGGGGCUGAGAAAGGGGAUCCCAGCACACUGGGAUCCCAUGUGGCCUUUGUCUGGCAAUGUCGAGGGCUUCUGGGGUCUCCCCCGAGCAGGCCUUGGGAUGGCUGUCACCUGGGCUCUGUCCCCUCAAGAAGGCACUUUACUAAAGCUGGCGCUGCGUGGGGUUCAUUUCCCCCCACUUUUCCAGAGCUUGGAAGGGCAGGGCUUCUGGGAGGAGACUGUGGAGUGGAAGGAAUCAACAGCGGAAGCCAGCUGCAAGCCAUUGCCCAUUAGGGUGACACAGGGCAGUGACAGGCCCAGACUUGGUUUUGUAAUGAUUUGUACAGGAAUAAACACACCUAAGCUCCAGCUCUG
This is a messenger RNA of Heterocephalus glaber (naked mole-rat), 2502 nucleotides long. NCBI's taxonomy places the organism in Eukaryota, Metazoa, Chordata, Mammalia, Rodentia, Bathyergidae. The record is from RefSeq and is a predicted model, not a curated record.